Molecule: messenger RNA, 7392 nt
Organism: Trypanosoma brucei brucei TREU927
Lineage: Eukaryota; Euglenozoa; Kinetoplastea; Trypanosomatida; Trypanosomatidae
Product: Tb-292 membrane associated protein
Exons: 1
Coding region: 1-7392 (2463 amino acids)
Source: RefSeq, a predicted model, not a curated record
AUGGAAGAGGACAAAAAACAUUGGAGUUACGACGCGGAAAACGAGGGUGUGUUACGCGACACCCCCUCUCCACUUCAGAUACAAGAAUCCAUUGGGAACGAUGGGAAUACACAAACAGAAGGUAAUGAGCACGGUGAUUCUACAACAGAAGAAAAUAUCAGCAACAGCGAAGUAAAAUGUGAAAUUGAAAUUGUGGAAAAGGUUCAUCCGGAUGCCGAAGAGGAAGAGGCACGUCUCAGAGCUGAAGAGGAGGCACGUCUGAGAGCUGAAGAGGAGGCACGUCUGAGAGCUGAAGAGGAGGCACGUCUCAGAGCUGAAGAGGAAUCACGUCUCAGAGCUGAAGAGGAGGCACGUCUCAGAGCUGAAGAGGAGGCACGUCUCAGAGCUGAAGAGGAGGCACGUCUGAGAGCUGAAGAGGAGGCACGUCUCAGAGCUGAAGAGGAAUCACGUCUCAGAGCUGAAGAGGAGGCACGUCUCAGAGCUGAAGAGGAGGCACGUCUCAGAGCUGAAGAGGAGGCACGUCUCAGAGCUGAAGAGGAGGCACGUCUGAGAGCUGAAGAGGAGGCACGUCUCAGAGCUGAAGAGGAGGCACGUCUCAGAGCUGAAGAGGAGGCACGUCUCAGAGCUGAAGAGGAAUCACGUCUCAGAGCUGAAGAGGAGGCACGUCUCAGAGCUGAAGAGGAGGCACGUCUCAGAGCUGAAGAGGAAUCACGUCUCAGAGCUGAAGAGGAGGCACGUCUGAGAGCUGAAGAGGAGGCACGUCUCAGAGCUGAAGAGGAGGCACGUCUCAGAGCUGAAGAGGAGGCACGUCUGAGAGCUGAAGAGGAGGCACGUCUCAGAGCUGAAGAGGAGGCACGUCUCAGAGCUGAAGAGGAGGCACGUCUCAGAGCUGAAGAGGAGGCACGUCUCAGAGCUGAAGAGGAAUCACGUCUCAGAGCUGAAGAGGAGGCACGUCUCAGAGCUGAAGAGGAGGCACGUCUCAGAGCUGAAGAGGAGGCACGUCUCAGAGCUGAAGAGGAAUCACGUCUCAGAGCUGAAGAGGAGGCACGUCUCAGAGCUGAAGAGGAGGCACGUCUCAGAGCUGAAGAGGAAUCACGUCUCAGAGCUGAAGAGGAGGCACGUCUCAGAGCUGAAGAGGAGGCACGUCUCAGAGCUGAAGAGGAGGCACGUCUCAGAGCUGAAGAGGAGGCACGUCUCAGAGCUGAAGAGGAGGCACGUCUCAGAGCUGAAGAGGAGGCACGUCUCAGAGCUGAAGAGGAGGCACGUCUCAGAGCUGAAGAGGAGGCACGUCUCAGAGCUGAGGAAGAGGCACGUCUGAGAGCUGAAGAGGAGGCACGUCUGAGAGCUGAAGAGGAGGCACGUCUCAGAGCUGAAGAGGAAGAGGCACGUCUCAGAGCUGAAGAGGAGGCACAUCUUGAAAGUAAAGACUCUUCCGUUAAACGACCCAUCCAAUGUGACGAUGGUUGUAGGUGGAUUAGGGCUGAUGAGGUUGCAGCAGUUUCAGCAAUUGAGGGGCCCACAGGUUCAGCUUUAGAUGAUUGUCUUUCGUAUUCGUUUGUUGGUAUAAGUUCCUCUGAAGUUUCUGUGGGAGGGGAAAACUGCGAUGCAUUUAUGGGUAAAGGUGAUACAUCAUCGGCAAGUGAUAACGCGCGUAGUGAUCACUUGACCGGCCGUUCUUGUUCCAAAACAGUGCCCUUGAAACAUCCGUUAACAAAUAACAUUCCAUGCCAUGAUGAGUUUGAAAUUUGCAUGGAGGAAGAGCUGCUGCGUAUGGGUUACGCUGAAUCGGAUAUCCACGUCCGCUACCUGGAACUUCACCACCACGAGACGUCACGGGAGCCUGGGCGUUGUCUGUAUCCUCCUCUUGAGAGUGGAGGUGGUGUCUUGUCCCCACAAAACAUUCAAAUUGGUUUCUUCAGAAGCAAGCAGGUCGUCAUUGCUUCCCACUCCUUGGUAUCCAGGAGAGUGGCUAAGCGCGAGAGGAGCGCUAAAGUUGGUGAGAGGGCUUUAAGCGACUCGCGGUUCUUCUUCGAGAAUGAACUAAUGUCCGACACUACGGUUACAACGGAAGACAGAAAUUUACCUCACAAUAGCCCUGAUGAGCAACUUGUUGAGGAACAGAAACUAAGGACUAACCAAAAUAACCUCGUGGCAGCUGCGCUCUCCCGUUUUACCCUUGGUGACCCUGUUCAAGUGUGGGAGCAGGCAUGCGGGUUCUCCCUUGAUCCUGUCCCCGGUAUUAGGGAUGGUGUGAGACAACUUCCUACACAUGUGACUGGGGAGACGUCUUCGUAUAUAUGGGCACACGAAAUCGCAACUAACAAGCCAGUUCCCGCAAUGAAAGCCUUUGACUCCGGCGUUCUGCUUCGUGUUGAAUGUACGUCUAUCGCGAGUCGACUCCUCGAGGUACACAAGGAUGCAAUAGAUCCUGUCAUUGUAUCGGUGGCAUUCUACAGUAUGGGCUCCAGUACCAAGUUAAAGGUGUCUGAGACAUUUUUUUUUGAUUCGUGUGUCGACAUUUUCUACCCUCACAAGGAGCGCAGUGAACUCAACAGAGAAAGUCGAGCGAUGGCUUUUAUUCCACAAGAGUUCUUCGCCUCCCUUUACCUCGUUAUGCGUGUGUACCGACCCUGCUGUGAGGAUCAGGACAGUUAUGUAGACCUCUACAGCAGACCCGACCGCUACAAAAGCCAGCAGGUUACUCUUAUGAAGCAGAACACACAGCUGCUUGCCAUGAAAUCUGAUAUUUUUGAGGAAAUUGGCUGGUACAUGAUGCCUUGUGUAAAGAAUAAGAGUGUGGUUGAAACGUUGGAGACGACCAAAUUGUACCAAAGAGGGGCACCCGAUGCACAGGUAUUUCAAUUGGUAGAAAAUGAGCGUGCGCAGAAAGCAUUAGCCACACUCCCUUUCUUCGCUUCUUUCAGCUUGAAGCAUUGUAAGGGAUGCGAAGUUGAGUUUCCGUCCCAGCAUGAUGAACCACUUCCUGAGGAAAAUGAGACGAUUAUCAAGGUGUGCACCCGAAGCGAUACCGAAGUACAGGAGGAAACUUGCCGAUUUGUUCCUUGCAUCAUACCCAUACUAAACUCAGGGUUUUUCAACUCUUAUCAUAAUGUGUACUACUUUCGUCUUGACAGGGUGAAACUGGUAAGCACUGGGAUAUUACGAACUGUUCCCUCGACGCACCGCACAUUUGUCAUGGAGAUCAAUGUAAGAGACAACGACACAUCAUUGUCUGGUGAAAACCUACCGCUUUUGUACGGGAACAGGCUAUCAGCAAAGACACUGCAGACGUCCGUGUGGGCCUCAGCUGUUCACAAUUCUCUUGACUUUUCGUUGAGCGAUGAGUUUAAGGUGCAACUGCCACUCCAUCUUGGCGAAAAGUUCCAUAUAUUUAUAACCCUCUAUGCCUGCUGUAAGAAAAUGGACAAUUCUUCAGAAGAAAUGCAGAAAAUGCACAAGGUUGGUUAUGCAGCAUUUCCUAUUAUCCAUAACGGUGUGGUGCGGGUGAAGGACGAGUGGACCAUCAAGUUCAUCGCAGCGGAUCAAGUACUUGAAGGGUCGGAAAAAUCAUAUCUAGAUAAAUUCUCCGAGGCAGCUGACGAGGCGCACCUUAAUGGUGGUAUCCCUGUCUUGUCUGUCAGUACGCAGACACGUACCUCUGUUCAUGCCUCUAAUGCCAUCAUUGCCAGUUUACUGAAGGAGAUGCCGGCUUCGUUGGAGAGUAUUUUGCGUAAUGAUAACUUGUUCCGCGUUUCCGGGAAUUUGAAAGAUAUCUAUAGGUCCGAUGAUGACGCAAUUCACAGCAGUUUGAUCCGUAAAAUGCGGAAACUUCCUCUGGCGGAGAUUCUAGCUUUUUAUCCACUUCUUUCGUUCUUCAUACUGUCGCUGAUCAGUUCACCGUCGAAAAGUGUCAGUUUACCCUGUCGAACCGCAGCUUUGGAGGUACUUCUUGACAUUACAAUCAAAACGCAGCAUUAUGAUCUUACAACCCGUUCGCGUCAAAAACAGCACUCAGCACGGGGUGUUUCCAAAACCUCCGUAACCCGCUUUCUCUAUCACCAUCUUACUAAUGAUUUACUGUAUAAUGGAGAGAAGCAACGCCUCUACGCCGGAUUUGCAGAGACAUGGUUACAUCUACUGGUGGCGUGUAGACCGCAUUCAGAGAACACUGACCAAGGUGCUGGGGAUAAAACUGCGAAGGACGACCGUGAACAAGACAAGAGGAACAUUCGCAAGCGGAUGGCAGAUCUGUCGUGGUUUUUAUUCGGUGUGAUAUUGCGUUCUAUUUACAUCUGGGCACUGGAGAACCCCAGCAUUCCUCGAGCGAAGUUGUUGGACCCCGGUUUCUACUCGAUUAUUGGUGACCUCUGCGUAGAAGCUCUUGACGUUCUUGACGGUUUUGGAAUCGAUGAUGUCCUUGUUCGGCGCACGGCACUCUUUACGAGGAAUCUGUUUAAUUUCUGUGAUCGCGGAAAGGUGCUUAACAUCACCCAACGAAUCGUGGAGUUCUUCGAAAAACGGCAAGAUAUGGAGGGAUUGGGCACGUUUAUGAGUAUCAUUCUUGACGACGUGGAUGUCGUUACGUUGAUGAUUCCUUCUUCGUCAUACACCCAACCCGUCUUUCUUACUCGUAUAUUAGUACAUGCCUUCUCGCUUUUACUCUCCAGUCCAAGCCAGGUCGUGCGUUCCUCAUCUUCGGACGUGCUCUACAAAUUCAUUUGUCGUGUGACAAAUGGUGUGCGUUACCCCGCAACCUGUUUGCGCUGGAUGGCCUCGCAACUCCUUGCUUUGGUACGAGAGGUUUCACUUCGGUGGAAAGCGUAUGUGCAAAUGUGUGAGAAGACAGAGUCUGUUGCUACAAUUGAGGACAAGCGUCAACUCUGUGUUUCGAUACUUUGGAUAAUUUAUUAUGCACCACCAGGUCGUCUACGAAAUUGGUUGAAGGGAGAGCGCGACAGUGACGUAAUUUCUGGUCUUUUGAGCCUUGUAAGUGAUGCGCAACACCUCUUUCGCUACACCGCGGGCGUUGACAAGGCAAAUCCACAUGGUGUUAAGGAACCAACCCAAUGGAUGCGGGAGUGGGAUGCGCGCAUGUCAACGUUUGUUGCUGCAAUUGGUGCAUAUGUGUGCAGCGCAGUCCUCCAUGCUGUUCCUGAUGCACUAAAGAGUCUCCGAACUGAGAAAGUGGAUCCAAUUGUGUUCCCGUUCUUUCAUUUGUUAGAAGGUGUAUUGCAUCUUGGAAAUUCAACAGCCGCCCUUCAGAUUGGUUCCUGUGCCCUACUGGAAGUUGCUCAUUCUAUCUUUCCGGAGAUUUUGUGUUCCACUUCGCGGAUGUGCAGCGGUAUGGCAGUACUUGUGAUGAGUCUGAUGAGUAGUUGUUCGGUGCAUGUGCGUUCAAUGGCGGAGGAGGUGCUGUUCCUGAUGUGCUACGCCUGUUACACGGGGUGCAGGUCAGUCGCAAAAAUCAAGGCGCCGAUCUUCAGCGCAACGGUUUACGUGGCGGAGUCUAAAAAGCGUGACCUUCGUUUAGCUGGAGGUUUUCUCGAACUCCAUCUCUCGAACUUAGUGCGAAAAGCUCAACAGUCGGGAGACAACUUCCCCCCGUUUUCCCAGUCGUAUGUAAAGCGCUGUGAAGCUGACUCAGAAACCCCCGGUAAUGAGGUUACCGCAGGGCGCCGGCAUUGUGGAGAGUCACCAUUUACUUCUGUCGAGCGGAUGAGCCCGAUACCAUCUUGCCUUAUCAGCAACGGUGUGAAUGGAAUCGCAUCACUUGUAGGAAACCGUAGGACAAGUGCUAUUGUUGGAAGCGAACAGGGCAGCAACAACUGUAAUGAACCACCCUCAUUCGCAGAGGAGCUGGCUUCAGUGAGGGAAAUAUCCAUGAUGUUGUUCGGUAGCGUUCGGCAACUGAUGCAGACCGAAUCUCUUCGGCUGAAGGAGGCGAAGGCGCUCCAACACUUCAAACUUGCCGUGCAACUGUUGAGGGUGGGUGCAGUGCAUGAAUGCCUCAGAUGGUUUCAGCGCCUUCAUGAACUGCACAAAGCGAACAACAACAUGGGGGAGGCGGGCAUUGUUUUGUUGUUUGUAGCGGCUCUUUGUUUUCGUCUAACAGAAGCCUUCUACCAAGUAAGAGGAAAGGAAUCACGAGGAGCACGCAUACCAUUUAUUGUGUUCUCCCACGUGUUCUGGCACGAUUACGCGCGGCUUCUUCCUGAAGUGGACACACUUCUUACUGGUGAUGUUUUGUAUACGGUGGUGUCGGAGUUGAGGGUUCUCCCUAGCGACCCCUGCUUGUCACUUUCAGGACAUGUAGAAGUGUUGCGAGGGGCUGCGUCGCUGUUAGAUAAGGAUCAUUAUAACAUCUUCUCUGUAGGUGUGUUAAGCAUUGUUGAGCGUUACUACCGUUUGUUGAAUGACUUCAAAGCUGCCGCCUCAAUCCACUCAGCGAUGGCGGACGGUUGUUAUGCGGUUUCUAAAGAAGAUCGACAAAAGCGGGAGAAUCACUGUUACUUUUUGCUUUGGGCUCGCAUGAACCGGGCAGAAGUUGAGUUACAUGAGAUGGAUGGUAACGAAUCCAUGCAAAACGGAUACAGCCUGCCUCUAAAAUGCGUGUUUAAAAUGCCAGCUAAAACUAAGUUGGAGCAGUUUUUGGAAUGUAGCAAAGACUUCGUUAGGCCCCUUCUCAAAGACGCCACUCCUCUUGUUGUUACGGAAAUGGCGGAGGAACAAAAAGAUAUGGGAGCUUUAGAAGCUUCGAAAUUACCACCGGAAAAUUGCUGUUUAUUAAGCGUGUGUGAAGUCAACCCAUGCUUUUCCAGUGGUAGGCGGAAGCUCACCGACAGUUACGAUAGAAAUGCUUCCCUCAAUAAAUUUGAGUACAUGACGUACACAUACGACAACAGUCGGGAGUAUGGCGACGCCAAGCCGGAUAGUGCUUUACUAAGGAACCGUUUGGUUGUGUACAAAUACCACCUUGAGCGCUCAUUCCCUUCAACAACGAAUGUCAUAGACGUUGCCACUACACAUAUUGACCAGCUUGAUACCGCGGCCACCGUUGCACACGUCCUGGGCAAAAGCAUUGAAAUGUUGCAGGCGCCGGUGGAUAACGACGAACUUGUCGGCACACUGCUACGAGCGCUUACGCCCGGUGGGUUCGCGCGGCCAGGCGCUUAUAUAAAAGAAGUCAUCACUACAAUGAGUACGAAUAGUGCUGUAAUGACUCAGGUGCGAUCCCUCAGCAAACUACUGAAGACGAAGUUGACACUUUGCGAAAAGCAUGACGCUCCACUAAAUAGCACAGAGAAUUACGCACUUGUUUUAAAGGCUGUGAUGGAUAUAGAGUGUACGCUUAUUACUUUGGAUGACAAGGUAGGGGUAGCCUGCAGUCAAUAG